Molecule: messenger RNA, 597 nt
Organism: Aureobasidium namibiae CBS 147.97
Lineage: Eukaryota; Fungi; Ascomycota; Dothideomycetes; Dothideales; Saccotheciaceae
Exons: 4
Source: RefSeq, a predicted model, not a curated record
AGCAUUGCUGACAGAGAGUCAUGGCUCCGUUCGUUUGGUAUGACACCCUACACCACUAGACACGAAUACUUCACCGAGACGGACAAGGAGAACAUUGAAUCUCGAAAGACAGUCGACGACUUACCACCCUGCGAGAAGAUCCCUGGCAAGGUCACAGAAGACUUCAAGAACCACCUUGAUGCUCUCAAGCAGGACUGCUUGACAUCAGUCAAUUGGAGCGGUGCUCGCGGCCAAGUGCACCAUGCCAUUCAACAACACACCAUCGACAAGAUGAUCGUCCUCGGUUCCGCUAGCAUGUUCAACUUGACCAGCGACCAUCUCUUCUGGCAGUGGGAGAUGACGUUUAUCCUCGCCAUCUUCGAACUCGUCAAAGAACAGGCUCAGAAUCACAAAUGCAGCAGCGUUCCUAAACUUAUCUUUCAGGACCCUGCCUUUUGCACUGCUGAUCAUCGUUUGCUGCGCGGUCUUGGUGGCCAGGUUCUUGAAAAUCCAUUGGCGUUCAUGCGUAUCGAUAAACACACUCUGGUGUUUGCAAAGCAUAUUCCUCUGGUGGUGUACUUUACUGGCUUGUUGAUGACUUCGCCUGCCGUCUGUGUG